CUCGGCAUCACUCAAGACUCAACAAGUGCCUCCCCGCAGCGCAACAUGCCCUCUACACUCAACGCGUACUUGCUGUCUGCAGUGAUGCUGGCUGCUUUGCUGCUGUGCGCCCCAGGAGCUCCGCUGGAAGACGCGCCCACCGAAAGCCCGGCAGGUGACCCCUCAGGUGAGGAGGAGCUGGACUCCUCUGACCUGCUGAGCAACUUAGAGGUCUGGGACAAGAUCCUUCCCACAACCAAGCGCCACGAACAGCAGUUUGAAGAUGAGUUCCAAAAUGAGGUGAAAUACCAUUUUCUGGAUCACUACAAAAUCUCGUCUCUCCCAGCUUACUGUCCCCCCUCCAACUUCAGCAAGGAGGCAUGUCUCCACAGGUUUGUCUCAGGCCUGCUCACCUACAGCGUUCUUCUCAUGCACGUGGAGAAGGAGUACCCCGGCAGCCUGAUCUGCUCAGAGGUCAGACGCUUCAGCGUCAUCCUGAUCAACCAGAUCAAAGAAAAGAUGAAGAACCCUGAGCGGGUGACGGCAGUGACCAGCAGCCAGGAGGCGCAGCUGCUGAAGGCCCUCGAGAACCCCAACACUUUCCACAGAAAGAUGACUGCACACAGCAUCCUGCAGCAGCUCCACUACUUCCUACUCCACGGCAAAAGACAAAUUGCUAAAAGAGAGAGGACCAGAGGAAGUUCGGUCUUCAGGACGAUGGAACCUGUCAGUUUCUACCAAACGCUGAAGAGAUGAGAGUAUUUAAAACCAGUUAUGGCGAAUACCUCAGGGAAUUUGUGUGGCGUAAACACUGCAACUGUCGUCACACUUGGGUGGUUUUUGUUUGUUUUUUUAUGGGAGGGUGAUGAAAAUGAAUGCUGAGUGCAAAAACUGUAUUUACAGUAUAGUUACAAUCUAUGAUUGUGUACAUCCUAAAGGCCUCAUGGCAACAGUCCACUGUCGCAUAACUUAUUUAACCUAUUUAUACUUGGUGAAAAGUGUUAUUUAUUGGUUAUGGGAAAACCCAUGAUUGUGGGCAUCCUACACUAAAAAAUAUUUUUUAUUUAUGAUUCUAGUGUUGAUUAAUGCAUUGUUAGGACUGCAUUGCUUUUUAUACAAGAAAACAUUUUUUGUGAAGUAAUAAUACAACAUAUCUUUGUGAACAGUGAGCUUACACCAACAGUAUUCUUAAUUAUUUAUUCAAAAUUACAUUUAUUU
Molecule: messenger RNA, 1197 nt
Organism: Plectropomus leopardus (leopard coralgrouper)
Lineage: Eukaryota; Metazoa; Chordata; Actinopteri; Perciformes; Serranidae
Product: interleukin-6-like
Biological process (GO): cell differentiation; immune response
Cellular component (GO): extracellular region
Molecular function (GO): interleukin-6 receptor binding; cytokine activity
Source: RefSeq, a predicted model, not a curated record